This is a messenger RNA of Ceratina calcarata, 1194 nucleotides long. RefSeq names its product triose phosphate isomerase (gene Tpi). Gene Ontology annotation, cellular component: cytosol. NCBI's taxonomy places the organism in Eukaryota, Metazoa, Arthropoda, Insecta, Hymenoptera, Apidae. The record is from RefSeq and is a predicted model, not a curated record. Gene Ontology annotation, molecular function: triose-phosphate isomerase activity. Gene Ontology annotation, biological process: glyceraldehyde-3-phosphate biosynthetic process; glycolytic process; glycerol catabolic process. Bases 159 to 902 code for a protein of 247 amino acids. The transcript has 3 exons.
UUCAUGCUUGAUCCACUCCUGGGAAGGGGAGAACGUGACUGAGAUCACCUUCUGCAUCGUUGAAGGUCGAAAGAGCAGUUUAAGAAUCUGUUUUAGAUUCGUACUCUACUUGCGGAUUAAUUAGAAUCGAUAGUCGGUGCUUAUCAGAUUGUAAAACCAUGGGUCGGAAAUUCUUCGUUGGUGGCAAUUGGAAAAUGAACGGUACCAAAAGUGAGAUAGACGGUAUCGUUGCAUUCUUAAAAACCGGUCCGCUUGAUCCGAACGUCGAGGUCGUCGUUGGUGUGCCAUCGAUAUACUUGACGUAUGCUCAAGGCAUACUACCUUGCAAUGUCAGUAUUGCUGCACAAAAUUCGUACAAGGUUGCCAAAGGAGCAUUUACCGGAGAGAUAAGCCCUGCUAUGCUUAAAGACAACGGAAUUCCUUGGGUUAUUCUGGGCCAUUCCGAGCGUAGAAAUGUCUUCGGUGAAACGGAUGAACUGGUCGCGGAGAAAGUGGCUCAUGCUUUAGAAACUGGAGUGAAGGUGAUUGCCUGUAUCGGAGAAAAGUUGGAAGAGAGAGAAGCUGGUAAAACAGAGGAAGUAGUCUUUAGACAGACGAAAGCUAUUGCCGAUAAAAUCAAGUCAUGGGACAAUGUGGUCGUUGCUUAUGAACCAGUUUGGGCAAUAGGGACAGGCAAAACAGCCACGCCUCAACAGGCUCAAGAGGUUCAUGAGAAACUGAGAGAGUGGUUCUCUAAAAAUGUUAAUUCCGCUGUCUCAGAGACUGUUCAAAUCAUUUACGGAGGCUCAGUAACAGCUGAUAACGCGAAAGACUUGGCAAAGGAAAAAGAUAUAGAUGGGUUCUUAGUAGGAGGAGCGUCCUUGAAACCUGACUUUGUUAAGAUCGUUAAUGCCAAGCAGUGAGAUUAACUAUUAACUUUAUGCACAAAUGUUAUACAUUUAUUGAUAUAUACACUUCAACGUGUAUAUUCUGAAAGGUACUACAAACAGAUUAAUUCCUAUAUUUUCUUGUUGUUCAUAUAGAGAUGAAUUUACCGCAUGUCGCUGCAGUGAGAGAUUAAUCUUGUGAUGAGCAGUGAAUUGUAUAUUUUAUUCUUUUGUCAGUUUCAUUGUCGCACAGAAUAGAUACAUAUGUACUGUCUGUCUGUAAAUAUAUAUUGAACCUUGACAAAAUAAAUGUUAUAACAAAAUGUAA